Temnothorax curvispinosus is the source of this 2096-nucleotide messenger RNA. It is a transcript of the gene IntS14, whose product is annotated as integrator complex subunit 14. Lineage: Eukaryota; Metazoa; Arthropoda; Insecta; Hymenoptera; Formicidae. Gene Ontology annotation, cellular component: integrator complex. The transcript is spliced from 6 exons. Bases 349 to 1872 code for a protein of 507 amino acids. Gene Ontology annotation, biological process: snRNA 3'-end processing. The record is from RefSeq and is a predicted model, not a curated record.
AAGUAUCCGAAACACUCGUUAGUCGUCAAGUAGUCAAGUUGUGGACCGAUGCGUCGAUACACGGCACCAUUUUUGCCGAAAAAUUCAUUAGCAUGACAGAAGUAUCGUUAAAGAAAUUUUCAAGUACCUAUUUAUUAACUCCAGACGAAUAACCUCCUUUUCGCGAGGAAAGGAAAUCGAUGCAGAGGAAAGUUUAAUACGUGGCUCUCUGUGUAACCUAUACGUUCGCAUCGAACAAUAAGUUUAUACAGAUUCGGCAAAAAAGAAGCUGUAUGCAGUUCAUAAAUAUAUUAUGAGAGUGUCUCUAGUUUCUAAUCACUUUACGCUAAUCUUUACUCGGGCGUCAAAAUGCCUACGGUUAUAGCGUUGGACGUCUCUCUCUCAAUGAGGAGACCUGUAUUGACAGGUGGGACGAAUGACAAUUUGCAAAAUGAACCGUUGACACGGCAUCACUUAGCGGUGCAUGGGAUAAACUCUCUACUACACUACUUGCAAGUUAACUCGAAACUAGAAUUUGUGUCGCUGAUUGUAUUCUCGUCGUUAUACGAAAUAGUUUGCCCGUUCACGCGUGAUUAUGACAGCAUACGUGCAAAGUUGCAAACUAUCGAGGAGUGGGACAAGACGUGCAUCGAAGGAGCAUUGCACGGGGUUAACAAUGUAAUUAUGGCGGAAUGGGGUAACGCCACUGCUUGCCAAGUGAUAUUAAUUACGGAUGGUAAUCCUGGCAUAGGACAAAUGUCUUUAGGCAAUUCUUUGAGUUCUUUGAAUAUCGCACAAGACACAAAUCCCUUUCCAUUACCUUUUCCAUACCCAGGGAAAUUAAGUAUAGUUUGCAUCGGGUCGCAGCAGGACCCUAGUUUGCAGAUCGGUUUACCUCUCUAUCAACGUUUAGUUGAUCUAGCUGGUGGCGACAGUAUUGUACUAGUUCCUGACCUACCGCUUAGCAAAUACUCCGUCGCGGCUUGCUUCCAGAAGCUAGCUGAAGCGAAUUAUGUUUCCUUCCAAGGAUACCUAAAGUGUGGCCAUUUAGGCUCCCGCAUUUUAUUAUCGCCAGCUCCCAUGCCUUACACAAAGAAGACGGAUUUCGAGUUAACCCCGGGCUUGGCAAUAUCAAAAACCAUAGAAAUAUGUGGAUUUAUAUCUGUAGGAGAUGUUGGUAGCCCAAGUUCCAUUUCUAGGCACUUAGUAUUGCCAUUGGUAACAGAGAAAAAUUCAAGUAUGCAAGGCGUAUCAUUAGAAGAGGAUUCAGAUACUGAUGAAAACGGAGACGAGGGAAAAAUGCCGUCUUUUUGCGUAUUGCUUCACGGAGCACUAAAGGUGGAAAAUAUGGCAGCUCUUUGUAUGUUGAACAACGAAUGGUAUGGAUUUAUAUACUCUUGGGCGGAUACUAAGAAGAAAUCCAACUUAAUGCUAACGGUAUUAGAGCCAGGAUCUGACGUUGUACCGUGGUUAGGCAAUUUCAGCAAUUUAGGCCCAUUAGAUACAGUCAAAAGCUCUCCAGUUAGUUUUCCAGUUAGACCAGCUGAAAAGAGAAGCUAUACGCAAAAUGCUCCUUCAUGGAUUCGCCAAGUUGGCUUACAAUCUGAUAUUCAAAAAAUAUUGAGACAUGCGAGAAAAUUACCAGACAAGACACAGAACUUUUACAAGGAGGUAAACAGAUUACGGCGUGCAGCAGCGUCUAUAGGAUUCAUCGAGCUAUUAGAAGGAUUAGCGUGCAUCUUAGAGCGAGAAUGCACGUUGCUACCACCGAAUCUAAAUCCCGACUGUACGAUCCAAAUGGGGCACGUUGCAUCGAUGAUCAGAAAGCCAGAAUUUCACGAGCUUAGAUACAACAUUCCACCUGAACGGACGAAAUUUCAACCUGGAUCAUAAGUUGCGAUGCAGUAAUUGGAGUGUUAUUACAUUUGUAUCAAAGCUGGACAUUUAUACAGCAAAAAAUGAAACUUGUAUUUGCCAUAAUCAUAUGCCUUAUCCUAUAAGAAUAUCACAUUAUAUUAUUUAUAUUACACAUCUAUCUUAUAUUUUUAAAUUUUUUGCUUCUAGAUUUAAGAAAGUAUAUAGGCCUUGAACACAUAGAUUAUAAAAUUAUUGCUUAA